UGACAAAUCCUGACAGUAUGUGUUUCACCCAGUGACUUUCAGUAGGUUUUGUAAAUAUGCUGAUAUUUUGGUGAAUUUCCCGAAGUUUUCAACGAUUUUAAGAGUAAUUUGUAUGCCCAUUUGGCCCUCCGGUAUUCGACUAGUGUAUAAUGGACGCCAAGCGCAAAUUAUCCACUCAGGGCGAUUCACUCUACGAAAUUCUGGCGCUGCCCAAAACUGCGUCAGCCGAUGAAAUCAAGAAAACCUAUCGGCGCUUGGCCCUCAAGUACCAUCCAGACAAGAACCCCAAUAAUCCGGAUGCUGCCGAUAAGUUUAAGGAACUGAAUAGGGCCCAUACGAUCCUCAGCGAUACCACCAAAAGGAACAUUUACGACAAUUACGGCUCACUUGGUCUUUACAUUGCCGAGCAAUUCGGCGAAGAGAACGUGAAUGCUUACUUUGUGGUCACAUCCAAUUGGUGCAAGGCGCUGUUCUUCAUCUGCGGAAUUGCCACCGGCUGCUACUGUUGCUGUUGCCUGUGCUGCUGCUGCAACUUCUGCUGCGGCAAGUGCAAACCGCGGCCUUCGGAGGACUGCAGCAACUAUCAGACGUUGAACCGAGAGGGAGGGGCGAGCGCUGGCCAACCAGUGUUUACCCAACCGCGUCGCAUUCCGGACGAUGGGAGCGAGGAGGAUAGAGGUGGAUCCCCCGUGACCUCCCAACCGUCCCCAACGAGAAAGGGGGCGCCCUCUAAUCCGAUAUUCGCCAUGCCGGCCCCUGCCAGUAGCGCCACUGCUGGGGAGAGCGCCGCCCUUAAUCAAGGCGACGUGCCUGUGUAUACUCCAGAUUUAAAGUAAGCCCGUCGACGUUUUCAAUUGCAGAUAUGCGCUGACUUCUCAGUGCCCAUCUGCCUAACUAAUCCGAUUCUGAUAGGAAAUCAAUCACCCCCCUUUGCCUAGUCAACGUACUCCGUACAGUUUUUCGUUCGGAAUUUCGCACAGCAAAAAACUCCUUUUUUACUUGUCUACUCUUUUUUAACUGAAAACUCGAUUGUACUCGGGUUUGUUAAUGUGGCUUUUUACUUGGUUGUACUCAAUUUUUCCCCCUUCUGUAUAAAGGCACUGAUUAAUUUAGUUGAAUCGUUCUAGGUGAAAACUGGUAGUAAACGAACCUCCAGGUAUUAAAGUUUUCACUGCUUCAUUGGGAUUCUGUAUUGCACCUAAGUUUUGUCCUUGUUCGUUGCGUUGUUGCUAGAUCGCACUCUUUUCGUUUCAUAUACCGGCAAGGAAACGCGACGGCACAGUGCAUGCAAAACAGAAUACGGUAGGGCCACACCCAAUGGUUUAACGCAGUGACAAAGAACCCAAUAAAUAAAGCCAAAAAGGCCCUGUAUAUAGUGUAGAAAUAGCGCUUCAUUUACUCGAUCGAUUGUUGGGCGACUCUGCUUUUGUACAAGUUUCUGGCUUUAUUUAUUGCCUUAGUUCAUUUACUCCAGAAAAAACAAACAAAACGAAAAAAAAAGUGAAUUAUUUCAACGAAGUAAUAUUAUUGUAAAAAUGUCUCAUUCCACUCAAUAUACUUAAUGGAAGUUUCUCUUGUUACAUACUUAUAACUGCUAGGGUAUAUUUUAAAUUCUACCAUAGUGAAUAAUUAAUUAUUAUUAUGAAUUAUAGCAGGUCUAUGUGCGUAUUUAAAAUAAACAGUAAUUCAAACUUA
Dendroctonus ponderosae (mountain pine beetle) is the source of this 1695-nucleotide messenger RNA. It is a transcript of the gene Csp, whose product is annotated as dnaJ homolog subfamily C member 5 homolog. Gene Ontology annotation, cellular component: type Is terminal bouton. Bases 150 to 836 code for a protein of 228 amino acids. NCBI's taxonomy places the organism in Eukaryota, Metazoa, Arthropoda, Insecta, Coleoptera, Curculionidae. The record is from RefSeq and is a predicted model, not a curated record. The transcript has 7 exons. Gene Ontology annotation, biological process: regulation of neuromuscular synaptic transmission.